AUGCCGCCGAAAAUACAUGACUAUCCCGGCAUCAACCUGCCGUUGCGCUAUCUUCACGAACUUGAACCGGAUGGCCGAUCAGCCCAGCUUGGGCGCGAUUUCUAUAGGGUCGGUUCGAUCGAGGGCCUGAGAGGUGUCGAAUCGGACAUUCUGCAAGUCCGCGAGGUGGCUAUGUUGAUAGUCAUGGACGUCCUUACAGACAAGGCCAACUGGCACGAGAAGGUCUUUGACGACAGCAUCGUUGCCAAGUGGCGCCGGGAAGCACUUUCGCAGGACGAGAAGCCCAUAUAUAACCUGAUUGUGGGCGAAAAAAAAGUCAAGAUGCCGCAGCGGACGAGGAUCAUGUCCGAACGUGCCUUUGACUACUGCAUCGCCGAGUUGAGAUGCAAGGCUACUGAAUUCAAGAAAACGGGUCUGAUCUUCACUCUCAAUGUGGGACAGAACACCGCCAUCAAGUCCGACUCGGCCGUGGGCGACGAGCUCCGCUUGGGUCUGAGGGCGGCCUUCGACAAACUGCGGACCGAGCAGGGCGACGCACCAGACUGGCACCCUAGAAGCAACGACAUGGUCCAAGAUCUGGUCCACCCCUCCAUGUACCCAUUUGUCUACGUAGGCAAGUCCCCAUUCUUCCAGGAGGAAGUCGUCGGUGUGAGAGACGCUGUUGAUAAAUGGUCCGGCAAGGGUGAAAAUGUACAGGAAGCAAGGGAUCAUAUGGCGGAGUGUGACAAUACGGGGGGUAGAGUCCCCAUCGGGGUUAUACCACCGAUCAACAGCGACUACUGGUCUUCAACUUACCAAUGGCUCCCUGCCAACCUAGCCUUCCAAGAGGACGGUACCGUGAGGUUCACGAGCUACAUCAACAACCUGCAACCGAAACGACAUCAAGGAAUCUACAGGCUGGUCGAAAAACUAAUAGACAAGGCCAUCCCAGCAUGGGAACGAGUCCUCGCCGGAAAAGCGGUCACUGACGCCAAUCGCAUCCAGAAGCGGUUCAGCCCGCCUCCCGAGGUCUACGAGGAGGACGAGGACUCUCCAGAAAUAUGGGAGCCCUUCAAUCCCGAGGUCCUUGAAGCAUACGAAAAAGAGCACGGCGAGAUCGAUGUCUCGGACGAUUGGAAGGUGCAGGAGUGGCAAGAAUAUGUCGACCAAGAUGAGCCGACCGGAUUGAGCGACGAAGAAAAGAAGCAAUGGUGGGAAGAACAGAGAUCUCGGGUAGUCGGCAAAGUUAAAUGGGCCAAGAUCAGAGACCCCAUGCUUCCCGAACCUCUGGGAUUUGUGCCAGUUACUUAUCGCGUCAAAAAGACGCUGCGCGAAAAGUUCAAAGAUGAUGGGCUUCAAGUCAUUGUCAAGAUGGCAUCCAUCGAGCUCACACCCGAGAAGCCAGAAUUUCCAGUCGGCGGAUGGCAUAUCGAAGGCCAGCUGAACGAGCACAUUGUCGCUACCGCGCUGUACUAUCUCGACUCUGAAAACGUGACGCCCAGCUACUUGGAGUUUCGAAUGUUAACGUCCCAGUAUCAGGAGGACCUCCAGGAGCGUGUCGGCCAGGAUAUGUAUCAUUUCUACGAACACAUUUUCGGCACCCGUCUAUCGUUCCACGGCCAUUGCCUCCAGAAUUAUGGCAGAGUGGAAACGCCCGAGGGGCGGCUGCUCGCAUUUCCCAACGUUUUCCAACACCGUGUGUCCUCAUUCAGGUUGCAGGACCCCACGAAGCCUGGCCACCGCCGCUUCAUCGCGCUGUGGCUUGUCGACCCGCACCAACGGAUCAUCUCAACGGGGAACGUCCCACCGCAACAGCUGGAUUGGUGGGCCGAAGCCGUGUUUGGCACGGAUUUGCGCGCCAAUAAAGGAGAUAUGCCUCCUGAACUGUUCCAACUCCUCCUCGAGCAGGGUGUCGCCAAAUCGGUGAAUCCGCCGCCAGAAUUGCUGAGCAAGAUGAGCAGCCGGCUGCCGACCGAGCUCUUGGACAUGGUGCGGCGCGAGCAGGUGUUACCGGACGGGAUCAUGACGCCCGAUGAGGCCCGGGCUCAUCGUCUCAAGCUGAUGGAUGAACGCAGUGCUUUCCAAGUCAAAAGCGAACGAGAAUGGAAUAUGGGCAACUACUCUUUCUGUGAACACUGA
Messenger RNA from Canariomyces notabilis, 2118 nucleotides. RefSeq lists its product as uncharacterized. Lineage: Eukaryota; Fungi; Ascomycota; Sordariomycetes; Sordariales; Chaetomiaceae. The transcript is spliced from 6 exons. The record is from RefSeq and is a predicted model, not a curated record. Bases 1 to 2118 code for a protein of 705 amino acids.